Molecule: messenger RNA, 582 nt
Organism: Pelagomonas calceolata
Lineage: Eukaryota; Pelagophyceae; Pelagomonadales; Pelagomonadaceae
Source: the annotation of a GenBank genome assembly
CCAGCUCGACAGCUUUCGGCUCUGAGCGGCGGGCUCGGGCAGCGCACCAAUUUACGGUCGAUCAGCCCGAGCACAAGUGGCUCUGAGGAGCCGCAUGAGGAGCAGCAUGUCGAGGUGGCGACGGACCCUGGUCCUGGCCGGCGCCUGCGCGGCGCUCGCGCCGGUGCGGGCGCCAGCGCAGCGGCGGCGGCGCGGCGUCGUGCUGCUUGCGGACGACGCCGAGGAGUGCGACGUCUUCGACCCGAGCCCCGAGUGCCUCACCGAGGCGGAGGCCAUGUCGUGCGGCGCCUGGGAGGAGUGCAGCUUCAACAUCGGCGACCGCGUGCGCGUCGUGAGCGACGCCGUCGUCUACCACCACCCGAAGCACAAGGCGGGCCUCGCCGUGCGGGGCCUCGUCGGCAGCGUGUCGGGCCUCGCCAGCGUGGCGCGCGACGGCAGCGGCGCGGCGCUGUCGGCGAACCGGCCCGUCGUCGUGCAGUUCGAGGAGCCGCGGCUCACCGCGCACUUCGAGGAGGGCGAGCUCGAGCUAGAUAUGUAGUAAUCCUUAGAAUAGUAGUAGUCUUCCGACCACGAAAUCACCCG